Oryctolagus cuniculus (rabbit) is the source of this 3915-nucleotide messenger RNA. It is a transcript of the gene CHRDL1, whose product is annotated as chordin like 1. The record is from RefSeq and is a predicted model, not a curated record. Gene Ontology annotation, molecular function: BMP binding. Gene Ontology annotation, biological process: negative regulation of BMP signaling pathway; cell differentiation. NCBI's taxonomy places the organism in Eukaryota, Metazoa, Chordata, Mammalia, Lagomorpha, Leporidae.
CUACCAAAGGAGGGGGGUGCGGUGGGGGCGCUGCGUGAUGGGAAAGUCGCCGCUGAGCCUCACACUUUCUCCCGGUGUUUUAACUUUCGGAGCCGGGGAGCAGGAAUAAAGCCGCGGCGCCGGGACGGAGAAGCCGGGCGUGCUAGCAGCGGCUGCGUGCUUACAGACUUCCCGCCAGCGCCGAGCGGCCAGCCCGGGGGCCAAGUGGGGAGCGGGCGGGCGGGCAGGUGGCCCUGGGCCGCCGCGCCCGCGCCUUGGCUCUGCCCCCGGGAGCGGAGCGAGCCGCGGCUCCCUCGUGGUGUGAGGGCGGUGAUGUUUUUCCUCCCACCCACUUUUGAGUCCCCCCUCCCCCCUCGCGCGCACUCUAACUCUCGCCACAACCUGCGAGCCCCAGACCUCGGAGGAGCGCCCCGGGGAGCUCGGAGCGCGUGCACGCGUGGCAGACGGAGGAGGCCAGUGCCCAGCUUGAGUACACCGGGCCUGGAAGGUUCUGAACUGAGUUUUACAGUGCUCCAAACAAGAAAAAAGUGGAAAAUGGGAGGCAUGAAAUAUAUGAUUUCCUUGUUCUUGUUCUUUCUAUUCCUAGAAGGAAGCAAAACAGAGCAAGUCAAACAUUCAGAGACAUAUUGUGUGUUUCAAGACAAAAAGUACAGAGUGGGUGAGAGAUGGCAUCCUUACCUGGAACCUUAUGGGUUGGUUUACUGCGUCAAUUGCAUCUGCUCAGAGAAUGGGAAUGUGCUUUGCAGCCGAGUUAGAUGUCCAAACCUCCAUUGCCUCUCUCCUGUGCAUAUUCCUCAUCUGUGCUGUCCUCGCUGCCCAGAAGACUCUUUGCCCUCUGUGAACAAUAAGGUGACCAGCAAGUCGUGUGAGUACAAUGGUACCACUUACCAACAUGGAGAGCUAUUCGUGGCUGAAGGGCUCUUUCAGAACCGGCAACCUAAUCAAUGCACCCAAUGCAGCUGUUCGGAGGGGAAUGUAUAUUGUGGUCUCAAGACUUGCCCCAAACUAACCUGUGCAUUCCCAGUCUCUGUUCCAGAUUCUUGCUGCCGGGUGUGCAGAGGAGAUGGAGAAUUGUCGUGGGAACAUUCUGAUGGUGAUAUCUUCCGGCAACCUGCCAACAGAGAAGCAAGACAUUCUUAUCACCGUUCUCACUAUGAUCCUCCACCAAGUCGACAAGCCGGAGGUCUGCCCCGCUUUCCAGGGGCCAGAAGCCACCGGGGAGCUCUUAUGGAUUCCCAGCAAGCGUCAGGGACCAUUGUGCAGAUUGUCAUCAACAACAAACACAAGCAUGGACAAGUGUGUGUUUCCAAUGGAAAGACUUACUCCCAUGGCGAAUCCUGGCACCCAAACCUUCGGGCAUUUGGCAUUGUGGAGUGUGUGCUUUGCACUUGUAAUGUCACCAAGCAAGAGUGUAAGAAAAUCCACUGCCCCAGUCGAUACCCCUGCAAGUAUCCUCAGAAAAUAGAUGGAAAGUGCUGCAAGGUGUGUCCAGGUAAAAAGGCAAAAGAUUCCCCCAGUCUAGUACAUUCAGCUCUUGGAGAGGAGAGAGUGGUGGUGCAGCAUGAUUCUUCAGGAUACUGGGAGAACUUUGAGCAUAUUACAGAAGAACUUCCAGGCCAAGGCUUUGACAGCAAAGGCUACUUUUGUGGAGAAGAAACGAUGCCUGUAUAUGAGUCUGUGUUCAUGGAGGAUGGGGAGACUACUAGAAAAAUUGCACUGGAGACUGAGAGACCACCUCAGGUAGAAGUCCACGUUUGGACCAUUCGAAAGGGCAUCCUCCAGCACUUCCAUAUUGAGAAGAUCUCCAAGAGAAUGUUUGAGGAGCUCCACCACUUCAAGUUGGUGACCAGGACAACCCUGAGUCAGUGGAAGAUAUUCACUGAAGGAGAAGCUCAAAUCAGCCAGAUGUGUUCAAGCCGUGUAUGCAGAACAGAGCUUGAAGAUUUGGUCAAGGUUUUGUACCUGGAGAGAUCUGAAAAGGGCCACUGUUAGGCAAGACAGACAGUAUUGGAUAGGGUAAAGCAAGAAAACUCAAGCUGCAGCUGGACUGCAGGUUUAUUUUGCUUAAGUCAACAGUGCCCUAAAACCCCAAAUUCAAAUGCAGUCAAUUAUUCACGCCAUGCACAGCAUAACAUGUUCCUUUAUGUGAAGUGGUGUGUCAGCUCUUAAACAUCUCCUCCAAGGAGACUGGACAAGUCUCGAAUGAUUUGUGGGAGGAGGAGGAGGGACGAAACACCACAACACGGCUCUGAUUUCUUGGAGAAUCACAUUUCUUUACAGGUUCAAGAGCAAACAAACCCCAGGGUUUCUAUCCAGAAACUUAUUCAAAUGAAAGAAAGAGGAGGGAAUUGCUGAGGAGUUCUGGAGUACAGAGCGAUUAUUUGUACGAAAUUAUACUCUUUCAAUUCUAGAAUGCCUCGUGUUCUUUAAAAAAGCUAAUUCCCUGUUCACACAUGUACACACAUACAUGUGCACACACACAUGUAUGCACACCUACACACACAUUAAACUACAGCCUCCAUUCAGAACUAAGCCAGCAUAGGGUGUAGCUGUAUACUUCUUUCCUUUGCCUCACUCCCAGCUAACUUGGAAGUUGUUGGUGACCAGCAGAAUACAUUUAAAAAUGUAAUCAGAAGCUGUUUGUGGCUGUUGAAGUCACGAACUAUAGUAGCAUGGUGAAGAUUAAGAACACUAUUUCCUGUCCCCACCUACUUUGAAGUGGAAACUAACUUUCCCCUAAUGAUACCAACUCUCCCUUCUCCCUGAACCUGUGGGGCCUCUGUAAAUAAAUGAGAAUUGAAUACAAUUCUCAGAAACUGAAUUCAUAGAAGACAAAGAAAUUGUUGAAGAAAGGAGUUGAUAAAAGUCAAAAGGCCAUCUUUUUGUUUUCAUAUCAAUAAAACUGACCAAUUAAUAGAUCAGUACUCACUAAUUUUCUUAAGGCAUCAUUUGUGUAGCCAGGACAUUUAGAUUAAAGUGUGGAAGCUCCUUUUAAAAGGACAACUUUCCUUCUUCUCCACUUGCAAGGGCUGAUUUUUACCUUGCAAGGUGGCUUAGUCUUCCUGAGCUUCUGUCUGUGGGUUCUGAGAAUAAGAGAGUCAUUGCUCGCUUAAAGAGCUGGACACUGAGAGGGAGAAAUAUAAAAGGUCCAGUCUUUACGGCCAUAGGGCAUAAAGGAGUCAGUUGUCACAAAGGAGACACGGGGUCUGUGGCCAGGACUACAUGGAACAAAGCUCUCACCAGUGCAUUGCACACACACAUUCUCUUCAGGAGAGGGAGAUGGCAGACCUUGGGGUGAAGGGCCUCAGAGCUUUAGUGUGCGUGUGUGUGAUGGGGUGGGGUGGUUAGGCAGCUGCUGCCUCCCCUGGCCUCCCCUCCCCUAAGGUGGCAGGGUUUCCCUAGUGUGGAGACCAGUAAUCAGAUCCCGGUGUAGAGGUGGUUCCCCUUCCCACCCAGGUGUUCUCAGAAAGCUCAGCCUUAAGGGAACACCCAGAGAGCUUCCUUAGAUAAACUCCUCAGUCCAGGUGCUGAGACACACCUUCCCCAAGUGCUGUGGGGAGCAGGAGCUGGGGAGCUGUGUUAGCCGACAUAGAAACCCUCCAGUGUUUGGUUUUGUGUAGAGAGUAGGACAUAGGGAGAAAGAGGUCAAGCUGUCUGUAGUUAGUAGAGAAGAAUGGAUGUGGUUCUUCUUGUGUAUUUAUUUGUAUCAUAAACACUUGGAACAACAAAGCCCAUAAACACCAUUUAGCAGUUGUAGCCAUUUUCUAGUUAGUUCAUAUAAACAAGUAAGGGUAACAUAACAGUAUUACCCUUUCACCCUUCUCACAGGACAUGUACCUAAAUAUGGUACUUUAUUUAUGUAGUCACUGCAUUGCUGGAUUUUUAAAUUAAUAAAAAGUUAAUUUUGAAAAAUCA